UAGAAUUACUUGCAACGUAUUAAUGCCUUGAACUAUAUACCUGAAAUUUGUUUUACGACUUUCGACGUAUUCUAUGUUCUUUUACCUCUAGUGUAAACAUGGAAAAGCUCACUUUUCACCUAAAAAGAAAAUGUCUUGUCACCGCUUGAAUAAACAUGAAACAAUACUUAACAUUAGUCACACGAUUUUUUUGUUUUUCUUUUGAUUACAAUAAAGAAGGAAUCUUGUUAGAAAGGAGCUAUCAUUUCUUAGAAGUACAAAUUUCUUUUCGUCUUUUUUUCCCAUGAUAACGGGUGAUUUCUCUGACAUAGUAAAAAAAUCAAAGUUGAUCAGCCCUCCGUUCGAUAUUGAAGAAUAGAAAUUAUAACUACUCGCUCUCUCAUCUGAUCUGAAUCCGUUUGGGUUUCAUUUUCUACUAUGUACUUACUCACACAACUGUUGAUAUGCAGUUACAAUUUGAAAAUAUUUUCAUUUUAUUUUCGUUUAAAAUGAAAAUUGCUUCGAAGGUUCCAAGUGAUCUUGUGAAAGUGGCUGCAUUUCAAUAUCAAUCGCAGAAAAAAUAUGUGUGUGUUUUGGUUAGGUUGAAUUAACGUAUCAAAUAGUACAAUGAAGUCAUUGAUCACACAGUGAUCAUGUCUAGUUCCAUGUGCUUCCAGCUUGAACGAACUGAAAUGGAAAUCAUGAUAUUUUUCAAAUGGUUCGCUGCUGAUACAUGAACGUCGGGUGAAUCGUGGACCUUUGGAUGUCCAACUAAACCGACAUGACAUCGAUUGUAGAGUGUCAGCAUACAAUUUAUGUUUGCAUGUAAUGUCGAUGAUUGUUCUAAUGUUACUAAUUUGUUGCUAUGAAGUUAUCAGUUUCAUUCAGUUAUUAAGUAUGAGCACACGAUUGCAUUUUUUUUUUCUGCAUUGAAGAAUUGAAAUGUCGUUUCAACUUCACAGAUGUAAAAUGUCUGCUCGAGUAUUGUAAAGAACAUUAUAAACGGAAAAUGAAAAAUCCCAAACGGAUUCUCAUUAGUUGAAUGCCAAUUAUGUUUACAACUUUUUUUUCGAUUUCGAGAUUUUGUACUUAUUUGGCAAAUUGAAAACAGUAAAUGAAAAAUAUAAGAUAGCAUGAGCUACACCGGCUACACGCUUUGAAAACUUCCGUUAUACAUGGUGAAAAAAUGGUACUUUUUUGAAAUUCUCAACAAAUGAAAUUAAGAAAUGAAGGAAUUGUAAAAAAAAAGAUGUCAAGAGACACAUUUUUUGGCAUUCAAUUGAAAAAAAUUGCUUUUAUUCUUUCAAAUUCUCAACAAAUAAAUUAAAAAAUUGUUUUAAAAAAAGGAUAUCAAAUGGUACAUUUUUUGGCAUUCGGAUUAAUGAAAACAAAAAAAAAUCGUCGUUUAUUGGAAAAUACAAGAUAGCAUAGGCUACACACUUUGAGAACUUCUGUUAUAAUGGUGAAAAAAUUGUAUUUUUUUGAGAUUCUCAACAAAUGAAAUUAAGAAAUGAAAGAAUUGUAAAAAAAAAAGAUGUCAAGAGACACAUUUUUUGGCAUUUGAUUGAGAAAACAAAAAAAAAUGUCUUUAUUCUUUCAAAUUCUCAACAAAGAAAUUGAAAAAUUGUUUUUUUUUUUAAAAAAAUGAUAACAAAAAUAGUACAUUUUUUGGCAUUUGGAUAAAAAAAAAAUCGUCGUCUAUUGAAAAAUACAAGAUAGCAUAGGCUACAUACUUAGGGAACUUCCGUUAUAAUGGUGAAAAAAUUGUACUUUUUUGAAAUUCUCAACAUAUGAAUGAAAGAAUUGAAAAAAAAAGAUGUCAAGAGACACAUUUUUUGGCAUUUGAUUGAAAAAACAAAAAACAUUGCCUUUAUUCUUUCAAAUUCUCAACAAAUAAAUUAGAAAAUUGUUUUAAAAAAAGGAUGUCAAAUAGAACAUUUUUUGGCAUUUGGAUAAAAAAAAAAUUCGUUGUCUAUUGAAAAAUACAAGAUAGGAUGACGAAAUAGUAAAAUUAAAAUUGCAUAAAAUCUUAUUUUUAUAAUAUUAAAUCUAAAAAAAAUUAUUAAAUUUUAGGCUAUACACACUGUGAGAACUUCCGUUAGAAUGGUGACAAAAUGGUACUUUUUUGAAAUUCUCAACAAAUGAAUUAAAGAAUAAAAGAAUUGAAAAAAAAAAAAGAUGUCAAGAGACACAUUUUUUGGCAUUUGGAUUGAAAAAACAAAAAGAAAAAAUUUCCUUUCUUUCAAAUUUGCAACAAAUGAAUAAAAAAAUUGUAAAAAUGUAAAAAAGAGGAUUUUUAAAUCGUACAUUUUUUGGUAAGUAUUUGGAUAAAAAAAAAUGUCGUUUAUUUUAGGAAAGAGAAAAAAAGAAAAAUAUGAAAAAAUAGAAUAAUGUCCAAAUGCCUUAGCUUUUUAUGGCGUUUAAUGGGCGAAAAAAAAAACAUGACAACUUUGGCCAUAGCCACACUUUUUUUAGUGACUUGUUAAAAAAUCGAGAAAAAUUAUAGUUCAUUAGAAUAAAGAAACAAAAAAUGCGUCGAUGUUGGAAAAGUCAAAAAAAAUGUAAAAAGAAAAAAAAAGAUUACGUGAGUUUCAAUUUUUUGGGGUUGAGCAAGAAAAAUAGCAAAGAAAUUUUUUUUAUGUAUAAAUUUGGAAAAAAUUUGAACGGAAUUUAAAGAAGAGCCACCUUCGGUUGAACAAACUGAAACUCCAAUUGUUCGAAACCUAAGUACAAUAAAAAUUUGAAAAAAAAAACAAAAAACAGAAAUAAUAAAUAAAAUGUGUCAAUAACACUGAAAAAAUGAAAAGUGAAAAAUUCAAAUUUGGGAAAAAAGGAAUUUGAUGCUAUAUAAAUUCAAAUGAAGUUUGAUUUUAUAAAACGGAAGUUGAUGAAUUUGAGAAAGAAAAUUUUAAAAGAAAAAUGAUGAUGAAAAACCAUUUUUCGGAAAUGGCUCCUCUUUGAAGAUUUAUAUCCCUCCUCUAAGAACACCUCCGGAACCGAAAUUUUGUUUGAGUGACUUUCAACUCAAAAUGAAAGUCUCCACCUAGUUUUUGUCGUUGUCACGCACGAAGUCAAUGAAGUGGGUAGAUUUCAUUUAAAAAAUCCAUCUAUCUCUGUUCUAAAUUUCAAAAUUCGGUAACUGCUUUCAAACCUUACUAACAUAGGCCAUGACUCAUGAAUGAGUUGACAGAUCUUUGUUGGUCCAUUUUCACAAAAACCUUCACGCUGACAAUGAGAUGCGUGUGUCCUUCGUGUGCCUGUAGUACCAGGUUGGGGUUUUGAUACUUAGUUUUUUUAAUGAUAAGAAUUUUUGCGUUUUGCAUUAGGCAACAGUGUGGUUUGUUAUCUGUAAUAGGAAUUUUUGCGUUUGGCAUUAGGCAACAGUGUGGUUUGUUAUCUGUAUCUGGAAUUCUGGAUGAGACUCGAACGACGCCGUGUUUAGCAACUACAUAUAAAACUAAUGUUUUAUUCGUCUAGUUCGCGAAUGUUGGUGUGCAUGUGAUGUUUGUUCGCGAAUUCAUUCAGAAAACCAGAUAUUUAUUAGGUAUGUAAAGUAGCGAUUUACCAAUAAUAUACCUAUUAUGUAUUAUAAAUUAUAAUGUAGUUUUAUCUUCCACGAAGAAAAUUUGACCUGUAUCUCCGUGAGUUUCAAUCUUUCGUAAUCAGUAAGUUGCUGUUGCUACUAUGAACAUAUCUCCUUAUGACUCAGUGAUUUCUCAGAACAAAUUCUCGAUAGGUGAUCCGAAUUUCGUUUAGAUUUUUCAAAUCUUUUUCGGUUAAGAAUACGUAAAAUGUUAGGUAUAUUAAAGAUAUGAUUUGUAGUCAGAUUAUUAUUCUACCAGUGAAGUCCUUUUGAUCAGAUUUGUCUCAAAUUUUAAUUGGUGGUUUGAUUUUUCUGCAGAAUUAUUGAUUUUUUCUGUUCAUUUUCUUAUUUAGGGUUCCCCGAGCCUCGCCUCGGGAAACCCUAUUAAAAUCGCCACGGAUUAUCGUCUCCAUCAGGUUUUCUGUAUCCUAGAUACUAGCGCUGUCUAGGGUCGCGUAAAGAUAUAACAUACAAUUUUUAUUUUCAUUAUUUUUUUUUUAGCAGCAAUUAGUACAUCAUAAGUGGAAAGUGGAAUGAGAACGUCUGUUUGGAAAAUGUUCUUACGCUCAUCACCAACAGAAGAUGAAUGAAAUCUGAUCACUCACAAAUGUAUGCAAAUGGAUUCGUGAAGCUGAUGAAAUGAAUACAGAGCGCCAAAAUCCUUUUGUGUACUUUCACAGUGUAUCGAGCUUACAAGAAACAGCAUCUUUUCGAGUAACUUUGACAAUAUGGCGCAAUCUCUUUUUAAAAAGUAGACCGUCCAUGAAAAGAGAACAACGUCUAGUUCGCCAUCUGCGUACUUACGAUUGUUUCAAAAACGAUGCUAUAAAAUUGAUAGAGCAUUUACAAACAAAUUGCGAUGUCAAAAAAUGUCUAAAAAAUUGCUCAGAAAAGAUUUGCGAAGAACUGAAGAAUUGGAUUAAACAUUUUCAAAAUGAGAUACUUGGCGUCGAGAAUCCGGCCUGGGAUCAAUACUUACGUAAUAAUAUUGAUCCAAAUUGGUGUGUUUGGUUGCCAAAUGGUGAAAUCGAUUAUCGAAAUACAGCUAUGAACAUAUUGAGUAUCGAGGGAUUAUUAUCUGAAGAGCAGAAAUUUCUCAUCAUGUGCAAAUAUUGCAUGGAAGCUGAAAUUGAAACGUUUGCGUCCACAGUUCCUGAAUACAUCUCUGUGAAAAUGAAUUACCCUGAGAGUCUUGUCCAUUCGUAUUGGAUAUGUUACCUGAAAAACGCGUUGCAUCAAAUAUGUGAUGAAAAUCACACUUCGGUUUACUGUUUUAUGAUUAACAAUUUACCCCACGAUGGGUGGUGGUUUGCCAAGGAAUAUUUCUGGCUCCGUAUGUGCGACGAUGAACAAGAAAUUAUGGCUGCUCACUGGGUCGACGAAUGCAUUCUGGAAGAAAAUGAUCGUAACUGCAUCGUGUUGGAAAAAAUGAUUUCAUCGAUGACUUGGUCCCAACAGUACACUUUACUCGUAUUAAUGCAAAAACUCGAGACGAUCAUAGUCAACUUCUCGUUGCGUUGCUAUCCAUCGCAGUGUGCAUUUUGGGCAUGGACGAAUUUCAAAGAUCACAUAGCUCCUGAACGAUUCGCCGCCAUAGUAUGUAAUAUUUUUGAAAUGAGUCGCGAUACCACAGGUUCAUUUACCUCCUUAAUUGCAAUAUGGAAUUCAGCGUAUGCUCAUCAACGAAACUUCGUGCUUGAAACUAGAUCAGAGUUUUUAAUUCAGAUAUUUCUGUCAAGAGCUUCUUCGGGACUCCAGUGGAGAGUAGCUCCGCAAUUCUUGAACGCGUUUUUUUCGUCCAUACCUUCGGAUUUGAAGAAAAAAUUCAUUUUUCAGACAAAGAAAUUGUUUACAAGCGCGCCGUUUUAUAAACUACAUCUCUUUAAACUCGAUCUAUGGAGCAAGUUAUUGAACGCUUGUUUCCCAUGCUCCGAUGACCAAAUGGAAUUGAGAAAACUCAUCCCAGGUUUACCCACCGUGAGAGACUUCUGUUUGAAAUUAUUAUACCAGCAAAAAUAUAACGAAUGCACAUUAAAAGUAACUUAUUACUUUGAGAAUGAUUUAAACGCUGCUCGAACGUAUCAGCAAGAAUUACUGGAGGAAGUGUCACUUGAGGGAGACAUCAGUCUGAUUUUCAAUGCUUCUGCAUGGAAAAAAUUGAGUACUUAUAUCGAUGAAAUAUUUGAUCAAGGUUCAUCAUCUGCGUUAAAGAUGAAACAACAGUUUAUCACAUUGAUGGCUGCCAAUUGCAGAUAUAACCCUCGUCUCCGUCAAGGUUUUGAUGCCAUGGUGAAAAUUGUUGAAAAUAUAUUCAAGAAUGAAGAACUCGAAAAUGUUAAACGCGUGUUUGCCAAUUCGUUCUGCGCUAGUGUCAAAGAGUCGGAAUUCGAGUAUUCCUGGUAUGAAGAAAAUUGCGAUAAAAUGUUACUCCAAACGUUUAUAGAGUGGGCUUCGAAUUAACGUGGCAUUAUAACCAUGAUGUUGUGUUAUUUUUGUUAGAUUUACCAUACCCUUUUCAUGUCGUUGUGCAUGUUUUUGAUUGUUAUGUUCUGAAAAUGUUUACAAUUGAGAUGUUCUGACUCAAAAAUUUUUGAAAAUGGCAAAGCUUAAUCGAAGGAGCUCACAUAAAUACAUCACCAGUCGAUUUUUGGCUAUGUGUUUUGAAAAUAAAAUUUAAACCAAAAAGGGGAAAAAUUUUAUUGAUUUGACCGAGGAAGCUGAAAUUUGGAAUGCACCCUACUGUAGGCGGUGCAGUGUUAGAUAUUUGGUGCAUAAUUAAUACAUUUUAGCUUUUUAUGAAGUUAUAUUUUUUUGUUAUUCUUGGCCCAAAUUUGAUUUUUGAAAAUUAUCUAAAAUUGAAAAUUGCACUCAAGCUGUUGAAAUUUUGGGUGGGCAUGUAGGUAGAUAUCUCGAACCUGAAGAACCAAUUGAUGAUCACUUGGGCAAUAACGCACAUGAUUCCCUCUAUGUUCAAGGAAACAACAUACACGAUUCGUUGAUACAACAUGUAUUGUAAUAUUAUAAGCAGGGUUAAUUACUUCAAUUAUGCUCAAUUUCUUUGAAUAAACGUGUGUGGCGAUUUUGAUGUAUUACAUACUUUUAACGUUAUUGUGUUUGUUGAAACGUAGUACUCUCUAAAUUUGAAACAGUCAAUUUCACUGCUUAGCAGUCACGACAUUUUGCCUUUUUAAAGCAGUAGUUUUUUUUUACUGCAAAACAGUGAAAAAUUACUGAAUUGGUCAGUAAAAAAUCAUUUUGACUGACCAAUUCAGUAAUUUUUCACUGUUUUGCAGUAAAAAAAACUACUGCUUUAAAAAGGCAAAAUGUCGUGACUGCUAAGCAGUGAAAUUUGACUGCUUUAAAUUUAGAGAGUACACUUAUUGUGAUGUAGGUGUCUAUUGUGUAUUAUAAAUAGCGGCGAAGACUUGAAGUAUGCUCAGUUUCAUUGAAUGUACGUGUUUGGAAAUUUGUAUACCUACUUAUACUAUUUUGAACAUAGUCAAAAAUUGUACAUUUUAUUGUAAUCUAAUUUCGCGUAUACUUCCGUCACUUUGGACCUUUGCGCGAUUUUUCAUAUUUGUUUUUACAACCCUUGUGAAUUCAGUAAAUAAAGAAACAUAUUAUUUGAAAA
Messenger RNA from Planococcus citri (citrus mealybug), 7193 nucleotides. RefSeq lists its product as uncharacterized. The transcript has 2 exons. Bases 4202 to 6022 code for a protein of 606 amino acids. Lineage: Eukaryota; Metazoa; Arthropoda; Insecta; Hemiptera; Pseudococcidae. The record is from RefSeq and is a predicted model, not a curated record.